Molecule: messenger RNA, 321 nt
Organism: Adineta ricciae
Lineage: Eukaryota; Metazoa; Rotifera; Eurotatoria; Adinetida; Adinetidae
Source: the annotation of a GenBank genome assembly
AUGGAUGAACCUGUUGGUGGUUCAUUGCGACGAUCAACCAUUGGAAAUACCGAUGGAUCAACCUGUUGGUGGUUCCUUCGAACGAUCAACGACCUGCAAUACCCAUGGAUGAACCUGUCGAUGGUUCAUUGGGAUGAUCAAUCGUUGGAAAUACCCGAGAAUGAACCUGUUGGUGGUUCAUUCCAACGAUCAAUCGUCGGCAAUACCGAUGGAUCAACCUGUUGGUGGUUCAUUGUGACGAUCAACCAUUGGAAAUACCAAUGGAUCAACCUGUUGAUGGUUCAUUGGAAUGAUCAAUGGAUGACAAUAGUGGUUGUGUAA